This is a messenger RNA of Platichthys flesus (European flounder), 5439 nucleotides long. RefSeq names its product synaptotagmin XIVa (gene syt14a). The transcript is spliced from 7 exons. The record is from RefSeq and is a predicted model, not a curated record. Bases 49 to 1659 code for a protein of 536 amino acids. Lineage: Eukaryota; Metazoa; Chordata; Actinopteri; Pleuronectiformes; Pleuronectidae.
CCGGAGGUGCUGGGGUUUCUGACAGCUAUUGGACUCUUCAUCAUCCUCAUGACCUUCCUCUUCUGGUACCUCAACAAUAAGUUGGAACUAGAGAAUCCAGGGAGCCUGCAGUGUCUUGAUGAGUUCAGGAAAACCACAGAUCUGCAAGAGAAGGCCUACUGUGAUGCCAACCUGCAGGGCUCAUCAUCAGACAGCGAGGAUGAGCUGAUGGGUCAGUAUCAGGAAGCGGUCAGCCGCUCCCAGGGCCUCCGGGGAGGAGCCAAGGCAGCAGCUACUGUCAAGCAUGGAGGAGGCUUCAUCUGGAAGAGCCGACAUAAGUACAGCCCCUUGAGUGCAGAAUAUGACGGCUACAGCAGCGAAGCUUCGGCCGACGACGUCAACUGCAUUCAGCGUAUGAGACGCACACCGCCACUGGAUGAGCUUCAGCCACCGCCCUAUCAGGAUGAGAAUGGCUCUCCACGGAUGUCUUGCACAAUGUCUGACCUGGGUGACGCCAAGUGUGAUCUUUCCCAAACCAGCGGCAGUCCCCACCUUUCCUUUGGUAAAUGUUACAGUGUGGACAGUGAUGACCAUGAGACUGAGAGUUACCUCAACAAGGGCUAUGAGGAGGAUGUACCCAGUGACAGUACCGCCGUCCUCAGCCCAGAGGAUAUGUCAGCCCGAGGAUCAGCAGCGCGGCUUCCUAAAGGUUACGAACCAGAUCCCAUUGCAAAAUACGGCACUCUGGAUGUAGUGUUUGACUAUGACUCAGAGGAGCAGCAGCUGGCGUUGACCAUCAUGGCAGUAACGGACCUUCCCGCCCACAAACGCACCGGCAACUUUUCCUGGCAGGUCCACCUGGUGCUGCUUCCCACCAAGAAGCAGAGGGCAAAGACGGGGAUCCAGAGAGGCCCAUGCCCCGUCUUCACAGAGACCUUCCGCUUCAGCCACGUGGAGUCAGAGAUGAUCAGCAAUUACGCCCUCCGCUUCCGCCUUUACAGUAUGCGGCGGAUGAAGAAGGAGAAGGUGCUCGGGGAGAAGGUCUUCUACCUCACCAAGCUCAACCUUCAGGGCAGAGUGUCUGUGCCAGUCAUACUAGACCCAUGCUGUGCUCUCCUGGCUGGUGAAUCCCAGGUCAGCCUCUCAGAUAUGACAUGCAGUGAAAGCGCCUCAUCAUUCCAGUCAGUCAGUCAGACUUCCACACCAGAGAUCCUUGUGGGCCUGGUGUACAACGCCACGACAGGACGUCUCUCUGUGGAGAUCAUCAAAGGCAUCCAUUUCAAAAACCUAGCUGCCAACAAGCCACCCAAUGGACUGUUCUGUUGUCUAAAACACUUAAUAGGUGGACAGGUUUAUAUAAUCAGAGAUACAUAUGUUAAGCUGACCUUACUGAACUCCAUGGGUCACGAGAUGUCCAAGUGUAAGACAUCCAUCUGUCGGGGUCAGCCCAACCCAACCUACAAAGAGACGUUUGUAUUCCAGGUAGCCCUUUUCCAACUAUCGGACGUCACGCUCAUCCUCUCCGUCUACAACAAGCGCAGCAUGAAGCGCAAAGAAAUGAUUGGUUGGAUUUCACUUGGCCUAAACAGCUCUGGAGAGGAGGAGCUCACCCACUGGACACAGAUGAAAGAGUCCAAAGGACAGCAGGUUUGCCGCUGGCACAGUUUGCUGGAGUCCUAACAGCAACAGAAGAGUCCGAUGAAGGAGUUCUUAGGGGUAACUGUACAGAGCAGUUGCUGUCCCAGAGGAGCGAGACAUGGAUUCAGCAGGGAAAGAGGAAUGUUACAGAACCAUGUGUUCAGUUUUUAAUCACAGCAUAGCAUAAUAGUUUUCAUGGUACUGUGUCUAAACUCACAACCAUUGAUUAAUAGUACGGAGAGAAAUGUGAUGCCAAGGGACACUCUGUCCUUGAACUGGUUAAGAUAUAGCCUGUUCCUAGAGGCAGGUCCUGGAUAAUAUUCAUCAGAAAAUGAAAGUCUGGGAAAUUUGUGUACCCACACCUCUGGCUCAAACAUCGGAUAAUCCUUAAUCUUCUCAUAGAGGCUUCAAUUAUGAUCCUUGAGCAAGUUUUGAAGGUCUCGGAGUUAAAAUCAUUGGUGUUCUGUGCAUUUAUAGAUUGAACCUUUCCUUUAGAAAAACCAGAAUAGAAAAUAAAUGGCAAUUGCUCACAUGAGCAAAAUUCCUAGUUACUUAAAUGUUAAAGUCACAGUUAAAUGAAAAUUUAAAUUGUGAUAACCUUCUUACUUGCCCAAUGAGAUCAUGUUACAUAGGCUACUAGAUAUAGCACACAUUUACAGAUUUUUAUAAUUAUUUAAUUUUAAAAAGUGUGACGUCAUAUUACUUUGAAAGGGGUACAUUAAGUGUUGCAAAUAUUACUGUUUGUGUUAUAUUCGACAGACAUUAAAACUGUGGUGGCAGAUCAUUUUCACAGUCUAUUUUGCUGUGAAACAUGAAAGGUACGCAGAGGAAAAAUCUGAAGAAGAGCAGCGCGGCCAGAAAUAUGUCCCCAGAGAUAGUAUAUCUCUUUAAUUUCAUUGUAACUUUGCGCAUCAAAGUGAAGUGAUUUGAAACAUAUAAUGGGGCUCUUUACAGCCUACAGAGAAUUGUUUUUGAAGAGUUGAGUCCAAAUUAAAUCAAAGCCAUUUCAACGAAUUCUUCUGUCUCAGUCGACACUGCCGCGGCAAAAUAUCUCAACAUUUGUCUGAGCCUCGAACAAAUGGCCACUUUUCGAGCAAGUCAAAUUUAUGACAUCGCUGAAAGCCACAGUGUCAUGGUUGACAUGAUCCCUGAGAGUCAGUGAACUUUUGUCAUUUAUUGGAAAGCUAUACUUUACGGAUGCACAGACUGAAAUGUGUAGAAAGGUUAUGUAGUUACCGCGGUGGUUUGGUAAUCUUGAGUUUCCAUCGACCAAUCAACAGCCGCAGCGAAUGGCAAGGACAUUUUCAAAGGAAUCUCAAGACACAGAUGUUACAGAUGUCUCUUGGAUAAAAAUAACGUAUUGACACAUCACAGAGUAAAUUAACAAGUGAGAAGAAAAUGUACCUGUUAGUCUCUUUCGCCUGCUUUGGUGCUAUGUCUGUUCUGUGGCUGCACACACACAGAAUCCCUUGCCUUAUGCUCUAGUCAGUUCACACAUUAUUUCCAGUAGACCCAGUUGAAAAACGGACACACACACACCCUCAGAGCACACACACCUGCAUCUAUGAUUGCAGAAAGCAUACACACAUGGGCACGCAUGCACACACAUACACACACACACACAGUCACACACAGUACAGCACCAGUCCGUUCCGACUGUUUUCGUAGGAGCCUCAGAAUGCAGACUGUGGGUUACGGGUUGCAUUCUUCGGCGUGGACACUUGCUCACUUCAUUUAAUUUACAGUCGACAACUAACACAUACACAUAUACUCCUUACUGUGCCUGUAGCUGUGUUGAAAACUAGCUUUGUGCAGUGUUACCAAGCGCGCGCGUGUGUGUGUGUCUGUGUGUGAGUGUGUGUCUGUGUGUGUGUUGAAUGGGAAGUUGCAGUAAAGGGAGCCUAGGGGGCUGUGAUAUCAGUAGUUGUUUCAUUUUCUUGCUGGUUGGGAUCAUUUAUAACUUUGAUUGCUGGCAUUUAGAACAAAACCACUUCUUGAUUGUCAUAAAUUUUAUAUACAGUAAAUGUUUUCUUAUCUAUUUUUGUAACAAUAAUUGGGAAGAAAUUGUGUCACGACAGUUAUUAGUGAAAUAUUAACCAACUCUGUGAGCAAUACAAUUGUGGACUGCUUCUCGUAACGCAUUAUGUCUUAUAGCAGCUGGUCCUCUUUACAUUCUCUGAAAAGCCACAGAGCGCUGUGAUGGAGAUCAGGGGAGCUCAUAUCCAACCAAUCUGUCAAGACUUCUUAGCAUUGAUGCUUUGGAACAGUGUGAAUCAAAAGCACAGCCUUUACAGCACAAAGUUGAAACACACCAUGUGAAAGACUUAAGGUGAAAUCGAUCGCACAUAUAUCAUUUGCAUCCACGAUAGGAUUGUAAAUCCACUGUUACAUGACCAUACUGAAUUAGAUGUAUUUUUUCCGCAAACAAGGUAAAUCAACAGAAUGUGUGUGGGUAUAUACUUUAAAUGUGCUUGAAAGGUGAACAUGUAUCAAUGGAAGUCUGACGGCAGCCAUGUUUUUGUGCAUUUCAGUUUCUCCCAUGAUGGUGAAAAUAAAUAAAACCAGAAAAGAUUAGCAAUUGAAAAAUCAUUUUUGUAAAAUGUACAGUCCAACCUUACCCGGGAGAAUCACACUUUGUCUUAUUGCAUGCUUAACAUGCGAUUUACUUAUUUAGAUGAUAAAACCAGGUAUUGCCAUCAAAUACGGGAGAAAAAGAGGAAAAACUUCGGCAUGCAGAUGGUCAGACUGGGGAUAGAACUGCCGACCUUCAGGUUGGAGGACGACCACUAUACCCCUCAGCCCCUCUGGGACCUCUGUCCUGUCAAGUCAUGUUCAGCCAGUCAAUUAAAACGUGUGUACUUUUAUUGUGUUUUCUAACUGUAUUGAAAUUCAGGCCACACUCAUUUUUUAAAUGAUACGGUAAGUACAUUUAUUUCAAAUGCUAUCAAUUUGAUGUAAUUAUUUAAUGUUCAGUAUCUAAUUUGAUUGCAAUUGAUUGGUUAUCCAAGUGCUUAAAAGUAAUAAGUUAUGGCCUUUCUUUGCCUCCAUACACAUGACACAGAAACCUGCUAUGUGAAGAACAUCCCCUGUUUUGCUUGUCUUCCGCAAAAUGUGUUUCACUAAUAAGAUGUUUAAACCAGAAUAUUUAUGCUUAGAAGUACGGUUUAUUUUUUCUUUAAUUUUCUUGUGACGUUUUUAACUUUUCUGUUUUUGAACACUGGUCCUUAUUUAAUUUUUUUCUUUUAGUUUUGAAAUGACCUAUGCCACAGACGGCAUCGGUGCCUUACUGUUUUUCACUAAGCUAACCUUCGUCACAGUGUCUUAAAGGGGACAUAUUAUGAAAAUUCCACUUUUGUAGUGCUUUUACACGUUCAUUUGGCUAGGGUAGAGCUGGGUAAUGUGGGACAUUUUUUACAUUUGCUCCCCUCUAGGCGAGCUAGAAUGAUAUACCAGUAAAAUUUACACAUUUCCCAUUAAUUCAGGAUGUUUUCUAGCAAUUGAAAUGAUCAGAAUAUCUUCAGGACAAAGGGCAGUGAAAAUAUGAUUGUUUUUAAAAAAGUGGUCUUGUGUCUCACUUUACCCCAGCUUACCCCAGAUCCUUGUGGUAUUUUGAUGAAAAUAUGUUACAGACCUUUCAUUAAGACCCCAAGGAACCAUAUCAACCUUGGUAAAAUGGGCAUAAUAUGUCCCCUUGAAUGUAUUUGUAGAUGUACUUUCUUCUGUACUUCAAGCUGAGUUUUAAUUGUAAAAUGUCUUACAAAUGGAUUUAUGAUAGAGACGGUUCAUGUGUGAUAAAGAAUUAUUGUUUCAAAAAGAGAAACA